Odobenus rosmarus divergens (Pacific walrus) is the source of this 4476-nucleotide messenger RNA. RefSeq names its product WD repeat domain 7 (gene WDR7). NCBI's taxonomy places the organism in Eukaryota, Metazoa, Chordata, Mammalia, Carnivora, Odobenidae. The transcript has 27 exons. The record is from RefSeq and is a predicted model, not a curated record. Gene Ontology annotation, cellular component: cytoplasm. Gene Ontology annotation, molecular function: protein binding. The coding region runs from base 1 to 4476 and encodes 1491 amino acids.
AUGGCGGGAAACAGCCUUGUCCUACCCAUUGUUCUUUGGGGUCGCAAAGCACCAACACAUUGCAUCUCAGCAGUACUUUUAACAGACGAUGGGACCACAAUUGUAACUGGAUGCCAUGAUGGACAAAUAUGUCUCUGGGAUCUUUCAGUAGAAUUAGAAGUUAAUCCUCGAGCACUGUUGUUUGGUCACACAGCCUCAAUCACCUGUUUGUCUAAAGCUUGUGCUUCUAGUGACAAACAGUAUAUUGUGAGUGCAUCUGAAAGUGGGCAAAUGUGUCUCUGGGAUGUGAAUGAUGGCAGAUGUAUUGAGUUUACAAAAUUAGCCUGCACACAUACAGGUAUACAGUUCUACCAGUUUUCUGUUGGAAAUCAGAGAGAAGGAAGGCUUUUAUGCCAUGGCCACUAUCCUGAAAUCCUCGUUGUGGAUGCCACCAGCCUUGAGGUGUUAUACUCCUUAGUAUCAAAGAUCUCUCCAGACUGGAUUAGCUCCAUGAGUAUUAUCCGAUCCCACCGAACACAAGAGGACACUGUGGUUGCACUCUCAGUGACGGGCAUCUUGAAGGUGUGGAUUGUUACCUCUGAAAUAAGUGGCAUGCAGGAUACUGAGCCAAUAUUUGAGGAGGAAUCCAAACCGAUUUAUUGUCAGAAUUGCCAAAGCAUUUCUUUUUGUGCAUUCACACAAAGCUCACUUUUGGUUGUGUGCUCCAAGUAUUGGAGGGUUUUUGAUGCUGGAGACUAUUCCUUGCUGUGUUCAGGUCCUAGUGAAAAUGGACAGACGUGGACUGGAGGUGACUUUGUAUCAGCAGAUAAAGUAAUCAUUUGGACUGAAAAUGGGCAAAGUUAUAUUUACAAACUACCUGCCAGUUGCCUUCCAGCUAGUGAUUCAUUCCGCAGUGAUGUGGGGAAAGCAGUUGAAAAUUUAAUUCCUCCUGUACAACAUAGUCUCUUGGAUCGAACAGAUAAAGAGUUGCUAAUUUGUCCUCCUGUUACUCGGUUUUUCUAUGGAUUCAAGGAACACCUCCACAAACUAUUAAUUCAGGGUGAUUCUUCAGGAAGAUUGAAUAUUUGGAACAUAUCAGACACACCUGAUAAACAGGAAGGUAAAGAAGAUAAACAGAAAAUGACAACUUCUGUUAGUUUGCAAGAGGCAUUUGAUAAACUGAAUCCUUGUCCUGCUGGAAUUAUAGAUCAGCUGAGUGUGAUUCCCAGUAGUAAUGAACCUCUUAAAGUAACCGCAAGUGUGUACAUACCAGCACAUGGACGACUUGUCUGUGGCCGUGAGGAUGGAAGCAUCAUUAUUGUGCCUGCCACACAGACAGCCAUUGUACAGCUGCUGCAAGGGGAACACAUGCUCCGAAGAGGUUGGCCACCUCACAGAACCCUCCGCGGUCAUCGGAACAAAGUCACAUGUUUGCUAUAUCCUCAUCAGGUCUCAGCUCGUUAUGACCAAAGAUAUCUGAUAUCUGGAGGCGUGGAUUUUUCAGUCAUAAUUUGGGACAUAUUUUCUGGAGAAAUGAAACAUAUCUUCUGUGUGCAUGGUGGUGAGAUUACUCAGCUUCUAGUUCCACCUGAAAACUGUAGUGCAAGAGUGCAGCACUGCAUCUGCUCUGUAGCCAGUGACCACUCAGUGGGGCUUCUAAGUCUGCGAGAGAAGAAAUGCAUUAUGCUGGCAUCUCGUCAUCUCUUCCCUAUUCAGGUCAUCAAGUGGAGGCCUUCUGAUGAUUACCUAGUAGUGGGAUGUUCAGAUGGCUCUGUAUACGUCUGGCAAAUGGAUACUGGCGCGUUGGAUCGCUGUGUGAUGGGGAUCACAGCAGUGGAGAUACUAAAUGCCUGCGACGAAGCAGUUCCUGCUGCAGUUGACUCUCUCAGUCAUCCGGCAGUCAACCUAAAGCAGGCCAUGACACGGCGUAGUCUGGCUGCUCUUAAAAACAUGGCCCAUCAUAAGCUGCAGACUCUUGCAACUAACCUCUUGGCUUCUGAGGCCUCUGACAAAGGAAAUUUGCCUAAAUAUUCUCAUAACUCCCUGAUGGUUCAGGCAAUAAAGACAAACCUAACAGACCCGGACAUACAUGUGCUUUUCUUUGAUGUGGAAGCGUUGAUUAUUCAACUCCUGACUGAAGAAGCCUCUAGGCCGAAUACUGCGCUUAUUUCCCCAGAGAAUUUGCAAAAAGCAUCUGGCAGUUCAGACAAAGGGGGCUCUUUUCUAACUGGAAAACGAGCAGCAGUUCUCUUCCAACAAGUGAAAGAAACUAUCAAAGAGAACAUAAAGGAACAUCUCCUGGACGAUGAAGAGGAGGAUGAGGAGAUGAUGAGGCAGAGAAGAGAAGAGAGCGAUCCAGAGUAUCGGGCCAGCAAAUCUAAGCCGUUGACCUUAUUAGAAUAUAAUUUAACGAUGGACACUGCAAAAUUGUUCAUGUCAUGUCUUCAUGCCUGGGGUUUAAAUGAAGUUCUGGAUGAAGUUUGUCUUGAUCGCCUUGGAAUGCUGAAACCGCACUGCACAGUAUCUUUUGGUCUCCUAUCGAGAGGAGGUCAUAUGUCCCUGAUGCUUCCUGGUUAUAAUCAGCCUGCUCGGAAGCUGUCGCAUGGGAAAGCCGAAGUAGGAAGGAAGCUGCCAGCAACUGAGAGCGUUGGAAGGGGAACUUACGGAGUGUCCCGAGCCGUCACCACACAGCAUCUCCUGUCUAUCAUAUCUUUGGCAAAUACAUUAAUGAGUAUGACCAACGCAACUUUUAUUGGUGAUCAUAUGAAGAAGGCUCCUACCAGGCCACCUCGACCAAGCACCCCAGACCUUUCUAAGGCAAGGGGUUCCCCUCCAACUUCCAGUAAUGUUGUGCAAGGACAGAUUAAACAAGUUCCUGCUCCUGUCAUUUCCGCUCGGUCUGAUGCUGACCACUCUGGCUCUGACCCUGCUUCUACUCCUGCUUUACAUACCUGUUUCUUAGUAAAUGAAGGAUGGAGCCAGUUGGCUGCUAUGCAUUGCGUGAUGCUACCAGACCUGCUGGGACUGGAUAAAUUUAGGCCUCCGCUCCUAGAGAUGCUGGCUCGGAGAUGGCAAGACCGAUGCUUGGAGGUCCGAGAAGCUGCGCAGGCCCUGCUUCUAGCUGAACUGCGAAGAAUUGAGCAGGCGGGGCGGAAGGAAGCCAUCGAUGCCUGGGCCCCUUAUUUACCUCAGUACAUGGACCAUGUCAUAUCACCGGGAGUCUCAGCAGACGCCGUGCAGACCGUCAGCACUGCUCCUGAUGCCUUGGGGCCAGAAGCCAAAGUCCAGGAGGAAGAGCACGACCUUGCAGAUGAUGACAUCACAGCUGGUUGCAUAUCAAGUAUCCCACAAAUGAAAAAGAUUUCCACAUCUUAUGAGGAAAGACGGAAGCAAGCUACUGCUAUUGUUUUACUAGGAGUAAUAGGAGCUGAAUUUGGUGCUGAAAUUGAACCUCCUAAAUUGUUGACCAGACCUCGAAGCUCUAGUCAAAUUCCUGAGGGAUUUGGCUUGACUAGUGGUGGAUCCAACUACUCACUGGCCAGACAUACUUGUAAGGCACUGACAUUUCUUCUGCUGCAGCCUCCGAGCCCCAAACUUCCUCCACACAGUACGAUCCGAAGAACAGCCAUUGAUCUGAUUGGACGUGGUUUCACCGUCUGGGAGCCUUACAUGGACGUGUCUGCUGUCCUCAUGGGGCUUCUCGAACUCUGUGCUGAUGCCGAGAAACAACUCGCCAACAUCACAAUGGGGCUGCCUCUUAGCCCUGCAGCUGACUCCGCCCGCUCGGCAAGGCAUGCCCUCUCGCUCAUUGCCACUGCCAGACCACCCGCCUUCAUCACAACUAUAGCCAAAGAGGUACACAGACAUACAGCUCUUGCAGCAAAUACCCAGUCCCAACAGAACAUGCACACGACAACUCUUGCACGAGCUAAAGGGGAAAUUCUGAGAGUCAUUGAGAUUCUUAUUGAAAAAAUGCCCACAGAUGUUGUGGAUCUUCUUGUGGAGGUUAUGGACAUCAUUAUGUACUGCCUUGAAGGAUCUUUAGUUAAAAAGAAAGGUCUUCAAGAAUGUUUCCCAGCCAUCUGCAGGUUCUACAUGGUCAGCUAUUAUGAGCGGAAUCACAGAAUAGCAGUUGGAGCUCGCCAUGGUUCAGUGGCCCUGUACGACAUCCGGACUGGAAAAUGUCAGACAAUCCAUGGACACAAGGGACCAGUCACUGCAGUGGCCUUUGCCCCUGAUGGACGAUAUCUUGCCACCUACUCAAAUACAGACAGCCACAUUUCUUUCUGGCAGAUGAACACCUCGCUGCUGGGGAGCAUCGGCAUGCUGAACUCGGCACCUCAGCUGCGCUGCAUUAAGACCUACCAGGUGCCCCCCGUGCAGCCCGCCUCGCCCGGCUCCCACAACGCCCUGCGACUGGCCCGGCUCAUCUGGACUUCCAACCGCAACGUCAUCCUCAUGGCCCACGACGGGAAGGAGCACCGCUUCAUGGUCUAA